Messenger RNA from Oryza sativa Japonica Group (Japanese rice), 3072 nucleotides. RefSeq names its product disease resistance protein RGA2. Gene Ontology annotation, molecular function: ADP binding. Lineage: Eukaryota; Viridiplantae; Streptophyta; Magnoliopsida; Poales; Poaceae. The record is from RefSeq and is a predicted model, not a curated record.
GCCGGAUCUGGAGAUUCCGGCGACAACGGCGGCGCUGUACGGACGGCGAUGCCUCUACAACCAUCCCGUCUGACAGACAGGUGAGCCCUGUCUGCUCUUCAUUCAGGUCUGUUGAAUGGAACAGGAUCAGCCGCAGUUGUAGUUUUGACUGCAACUUUUAACUUCAGCAGUCACCAUGAUCCAAUCAUUCAAUACUCAACCAAGAUCAAGAGGCUAUUUCUUUUUUCAUUCCUUUGAUUAGUUUGCAGGUUAAGUAGGCGAUAUGUAUGAAAACAUUUAUACAUGGGGUAAGGAUAAUUACUUAAUUACCUAGUUAUGCUCGUUUGUGUCAAAUUGGAUUUUAGAUUCUAGUUCAGAGAAAAACUAGCCUCUACUAAUUUCAUGCUGAAAGAGUGCCCUACUUAUAUCAAAUUAUAUUUAUAUGAGUGGGGGAGCCCCUCACCUCAUAGGCUAGUUUUUGGGGUGGAAAAGACCCUUUAUGAUCCUACAUUAAACAACAGUCAAAUAGUUUUUUUAUAUAGAGUCUUAUAUGAAUGAAUUUUCAAAAUUGUAAUUACUAAAUAAUUAACUUGGAAGUUCAGAAUGAAUUGAUUUAAGUGUGGUAAAUAACUAUAAUAAAUACUACUCCAGUAUUCAAGAAAGGCGAGAGGAGAGAUGGGCUGUUGAUCUAGAGCCAUUGGUUACAUGUUGGGUGGUUGGAUGUAGGGACUGCUAAAGUUGCAGUCACAACUGCAACUGCAGUCGAUCCUGGUGAACAGAUGCUCACUGCUCAUUUCCGAUGCACAUAAUCUCUCAUAUUUUUUGAGUGAACAAUCUCUCAUAUUCAACUCUUGAGAAAAAAAUAUCCACGAAUUGAGUUGUUACACAUUUUUAAGUCCAUACAUCUGUUUACAUAUGAAAUGUUUUUAUUUGUGCGAUUGACUACAUCAAAAGUCCAUUAUUCUUUUUCACACAUUGCAUCCCGAAAUUCAAAUAACUACAACUAGAUCAUAUAAAUUAAAACUAAUAAUCAUCCCAUGUAUUCUUUUCUCUUCUUAGCAUUCCUCUUAUUUCAUCUCCUAUAUCUUCUCACAUAAUUUCUCAACUUCUGUAACAAUAUGGGUCACACACCUUCUCUAUGAUAUGAUUUUGGCUCGGCAUCCAUCAAUAGUAUAUAUGGGGCUAAUUAUCAAAGGUAAAUGUUUCAGCGAUAAAUCAAACCAUAUCCUAACUACAGGCAAAUAAUUUUUUUUAUAUUUUCAGAUAAUGGGAUCUAUACUGUCCAUUAUCCAAAAAAAAUGUUAUUUUCUUUCUUUCCUUCAUUCUGAGUUUAUGACUAACUUACCAAAGGCUGCCGAAAUUAAAGCUUCAAUUUUGGAUGUACCUGUGGUGAUACUACUGUGCCUCCAAGCUCCCUGAUUUGGCAGUGAUCGACGUCGUCCGCCACGAAGGGAGAAGGAAGCGAGCAUCGCCGGUGGUGGUGCAGCAAAGGAAGUCGACAUUGAUACAGUGGUGGUGCCGGCCUGAUCUGGAGACAUCAGUGGCAACGGUGGCUCGGGUACUUCCGACAAUUGGCAGCAUGGAUGGUGAUGCCUCCUCUCCUCCCAUGUCUGCUCUUGAUCCAGGAAACGUAGCUAUUCAGCUGUUUAAGGAGAUAACAACCAUGACAGAGUCAGCCAUGGAGGAGAGACUACGGUGGCUGCUGCUCCGGGUUCGGAUCAUCGUGGAGGAGGCAGAUGAACGGAUCAUCACAAACCAAGUCAUGCUGCAACAACUGAACAUACUAAGGAAGGAGAUGUACAGAGGGUAUUUCACCCUCGACAUAUUCAGAUGCCAUGGAUACAAAGGUGACAAUACUAAAGAUCACCAGGUGAGUAACUCUUUCGCACUAUCCAAGUUCAAUCCUGCCAAGCGUGUUCGGCUGAGCAGGGUCAGUGGCCACAGUGUACAAAAGCAGUUGCAGCAAGUUCUUGGCAGCCUUGAAGUUGCCAUUGAAGAUACAAGUGAAUUUGUCAUGUUCUUGAACAAUUGUCCACGUCUAUGCCGCCAGCCAUAUAGCAUGCACUUGCUUUUAGACAAUUGCUUGUUCAGUCGCCAAUUGGAGAGGGAGCACAUCAUGAACUUCCUGCUCAAAGAGAAUACUCCCGGAGCUGAAAAUCUAGGCAUCCUGCCGAUCAUCGGUCCAGAGAACGUUGGGAAGAGCACCCUGAUUGAGCAUGCCUGUGAUGAUGAAAGGGUGCGUAACCACUUCUCUCAAAUUGUGUGUUUCAAUGACAAUGAUCUUGAAGAUGCAAACAUGGUGACUCUUAGAAAUCGUGGUGAAAUCAAGCAUCAAAACCAUGCCACUGAUGGAGAAAGGAUACUAAUAAUUAUUGAACUAAUCAGAGACAUCGAUGAGGGCGCGUGGAGAAGAUUGUACUCAGCUUACAAAAAUUGUGUUGCAAACGGCAGUAAAAUUAUAGUCGCGAGCCGAUCUGAUAAGAUAGCGAACUUUGGAACGACAAAGGCUCUUAGAGUGACCUUACUUACUCAAGAAGCUUAUUGGUACUUUUUCAAGUUGCGCACAUUUGGAAGCACAGAUGCAGCGGAGCACCCAAAGAUGGCAUCCAUAGCAAUGGAUAUAGCCAUUGAAUUGAAUGGGUGCUUCAUGGGUUCAAGUAUCUACACUCUACUUUUGAGAGCAAAUUUCAACGCUCAGUAUUGGAGCAUGGCUCUUGCAAUAAUCAGAAAAUUCAGAAAGCUGAAUCUCUUACUCUAUGGUGCAUGUUUUUUUGAUGGUCCUUGGCAGAGGGUUGAACCGGCAUAUGUUAGGAGGGUAAACAAAAUUUGUCCUGAGUAUCUUGUGCUUCUUGAUGACUAUAAAAUAUGUUCUGGUCAAAACAACAUAGUUCAUUGUCACACAAACUGUGCUGACAAUGAAGAUGAAGUUCCCAAUGGUUAGUUUGCACGAUUUUCUCUUCGGAAGGGUACCUCGAGGUAAAUUUAAGGUUCUAGCUUUUAGAUCCCACCUUCCACCUCACAACAACUAUAUGCUCCAUUGUAAGGUACAGAGGUCAUAUCAUAUGGUCACCAGAAACAAGAGAUCUAUGAAGU